AGAAUCCAUCAGCAUUCGUGAAUGGACGAGCGCAAACGAAUGAUAUUCCAUCAUCACAUGGUCUUAUUUAUAAUGCGUCUACGGAUCCUAUCAUUAUAGAUGAAGACAGACAGCUGACUGACAAUGCAUCUCUCAAAACACAACCUUAUGAGACAGAAGGAAAAACUCUUAAUCCGGGUAGACUCUUCGACGAGAAAUGUCUUACCGCAUCAAGUAGAGUUGAGAAUGUUGCUUAUUAUUAUUAUUAUAUACCAGCAAAUACUGAAAACUUGCCUAACAUGAUUUCUACUCGGAAACCAAAUUUUACUAGUUAUCGAGAACCAGUACCAGAAAUACCUGAAUCGGAUGGUCCUACGAAAAUUGAUUUCGUUAGAAAAAGACCGGCUAUGUAA
This is a messenger RNA of Paraglomus brasilianum, 392 nucleotides long. NCBI's taxonomy places the organism in Eukaryota, Fungi, Glomeromycota, Glomeromycetes, Paraglomerales, Paraglomeraceae. The record is from the annotation of a GenBank genome assembly.